Trichophyton rubrum CBS 118892 is the source of this 1803-nucleotide messenger RNA. Its product is annotated as aspartyl/glutamyl-tRNA(Asn/Gln) amidotransferase, B subunit. The record is from RefSeq and is a predicted model, not a curated record. Gene Ontology annotation, molecular function: glutaminyl-tRNA synthase (glutamine-hydrolyzing) activity. NCBI's taxonomy places the organism in Eukaryota, Fungi, Ascomycota, Eurotiomycetes, Onygenales, Arthrodermataceae. The transcript is spliced from 4 exons. Bases 1 to 1803 code for a protein of 600 amino acids. Gene Ontology annotation, biological process: mitochondrial translation; glutaminyl-tRNAGln biosynthesis via transamidation.
AUGCAGAUGCAGUUGCAGAUGGUCAGGCUUCGGCUGCUACGCCCUCGUCUGUUCCUGUCUCCAGCUGCCGUGGCUGCUCGACAUUGGACCCCAAGCAGACGGCCACUCAGCACGCAGCAUGUCCAGUCAGCGACCAGCAGCAUCGCCGGUGAUGCCAAACCGUUCGUGCCGUUGCGGAAGCAGUUGAAGGACGAGACGAAGGCGAAACGGCUGCAGGAAAAGGGAAAGAAAAAGUCGAGGGGCGCGAGCACGCAGGUUGAAGGAUGGGAGUUGACAGUCGGCAUUGAGGUCCACGCCCAGCUGGAUACGGACUCCAAGCUGUUUUCCAGGGCUUCUGCUGCUCAAGAGGAUGCGCCGAAUGCCAACGUUGCCCUGUUCGACCUCGCGUUCCCCGGCAGUCAACCAUCCUUCCAGAUAGCAACGUUGAUACCGGCCCUGCGAGCUGCCAUUGCGUUUGGCUGUGAGAUACAGAGCGUGAGUCACUUUGACCGCAAGCAUUACUUCUACCAGGACCAGCCGGCCGGAUAUCAGAUCACGCAGUACUACGAACCGUAUGCAAAGGCAGGCACACUCUGGCUGUAUCCUCACGAUGGAAUAGCCCCCGAAGACGGCGAGGCGGUGCGAGUCGGGAUCAAACAGAUACAGAUGGAACAGGACACGGCGAAGUCGCAGGAGCUGCCCUCACACGCAGUGUUGCUAGACUUCAACCGCGUGUCUCGCCCGCUGAUCGAGAUUAUUACGCUGCCGGAGAUACACUCGCCAGCCACGGCGGCCGCCUGCGUACGAAAGAUCCAGGCCAUCCUGCAGUCCUGCGGUGCAGUCAACACAGGCAUGGAAAUGGGCGGUCUACGUGCCGAUGUCAACGUAUCUGUCAGACGGACAGGAGACACAAACACAGCUGAAUUGGGCCAGCGGACGGAGAUCAAGAACCUGAGCAGUUUCAAGGCAGUCGAGGACGCUGUCGUGGCCGAGCGAGACCGCCAGAUCGCGGUGCUGAAAGGCGGAGGGAAGAUCGACGGCGAGACCCGCGGCUGGACGAUCGGGAGCAUAGAAACUAGGAGGCUACGGGAGAAAGAAGGGUCAGUGGAUUAUCGAUACAUGCCGGACCCAGACAUUGCGCCGGUAGUGGUAGGGGAGCAGCUGGUCGAGGCGCUGCGGACGAGCAUGCCGCCGUCGCCGGACGAGCUGCUGCGGAUGCUGACGGAGGAGCCGCAGUACAUGCUGACAAUGGAGGAUGCAAAGCCGCUGCUCGAGCUCGACGACUGUGCCCGGCUAGAGUAUUAUCUUGAUGCGGUCGACGAGCUAUACUUGCUCCAAAAGGCCGACGUCAACAACAACAACAACAACAACAACAACGGCGCAAAAUCCACGGCAACGGGCAAGACGGUAGGCAACUGGGUGCUGCACGAGCUCGGAGGCCUGUUCAGCCGGGCAGACGCAAGCUGGGACAGCGAGCGAGUGCCGGCCGCGAGCCUGGCGGCGAUUGUGCAUCUGGUCGGGACGAGGCAGAUUACGGGCAGCACGGCCAAAACGCUGCUGGCGACGGUCUUUGCGGGCGAGCACGGCGGGCGGACGGUGCAGCAGAUGGUCGAGCAGGACGGCUUGCUGCUGCGUCCGCUGUCGCAGGAGGAGUACCUGGCGAUGGCGCGGACUGUGAUGGCCCAGCACCCGCAGAUGGUCGAGCAGAUCCGGCAGGGACAGCAGGGCAAGGUCGGCUUCUUCGUCGGCCAGAUCAAGCGCAUGGGCGAGCAGGGUCGGGUCGAGGCCCAGCGCGCAGAGCAGGCUGUUCUCUCUCUACUCUGA